AUGGCGCAUCGUUUGGAGAGGUGGGACAACUUGGAGGAGGAGGAGGAGGAGGAGGAGGAGGAGGAGGAGGAGCAUUAUAGGCCUACAGCUGUUUUGCGGCGGCAACAUGUUCUCCGUGAGCGAUUAAAUCCCUUGGACAAAUAUGAUGAUGUAGAUUUACACUCACGCUUUCGUUUUCCACGAGCGGAGAUACAGCGCAUUACUGACCUGCUGGCAGCUGACCUGCAACACCAAACAGACAGAAACGGUGCCCUCAGUUCCUCCCUACAAGUGUGUCUGGCUCUACGUUAUUUUGCCACGGGCUCCUUUCAAAACUUGGUGGGUGACUCCAUUCAAGUCCACAAAUCCACUGUAUGUCGAGCCAUAAGAUCGGUCACACUCUCGUUGUGUCAGCGCUUCAAUGACUACGUUAAGUUUCCGACUCAGCCUGAGCAACAGAAUUUAACGCGUCAGAAGCUCCAUCAGAUCGCUGGGUUCCCCGACCUACAGGGCUGUGUAGAUGGCACGCACGUCAGGAUCAAGGGACCCAAAAACAACGAGAACGACUUUGUGAACAGGAAGGGAUACUACUCAAUUAAUACACAAAUUGUAUGUGAUGCUGACCUCAUCAUCACAAAUGCUGUUAUCAAAUGGCCAGGAGCAAAGCACGACAGCUUCAUACUCAGACAGUCCAGCCUUUGGAGAGAUUUUGAGGCAGGAAGAUACCCCGGGAGGUUGCUGGGAGACUCAGGAUAUCCCCUGAGAAAAUGGUUAAUGACCCCGUACCUAAGCCCAGCAAGUGUCAGUGAGCAGCGCUAUAAUUCAGCUCACACUAAGACGAGGAAUGUGGUGGAGCGGUGCAUAGGUGUCCUGAAGAACCGAUGGGCCUGUUUGCAAAGAGGUUUCAUUCAAACAUAA
Molecule: messenger RNA, 897 nt
Organism: Myripristis murdjan (pinecone soldierfish)
Lineage: Eukaryota; Metazoa; Chordata; Actinopteri; Holocentriformes; Holocentridae
Product: putative nuclease HARBI1
Exons: 1
Coding region: 1-897 (298 amino acids)
Source: RefSeq, a predicted model, not a curated record